AUGGCUCCCGAGUUUCGCAUCCAAGUCGCCGACCUACCUUUUCCGCACAAAGACUACAUCGAAGCCAACGUGCCUGUCUUUGCACCCCAGUCAGAAUAUCUUGCCAACCUUCAACCUAUUGCCAUGGAGAUCUACCACCAGUUUCGGGCAAAUGAGUGGACAGACGCGGACUGUUACGAACACUUCAUCGCCAUAGAAAAAUCCAUGGGAUUCCACAGUGAAUGGCUUCGUCAUAAGGGCUGGGAGGAGCAGAAAGUCCAGGAUUGGAAUAAAGCUUGCGAGGAGGGCUCUUGCGUGUCAGAGAUCCAUGAUACCACGCCUCAGACUCUGCGAGAGGAUGGAUGGGCGAGCAGAAGGAAAUGA
This is a messenger RNA of Penicillium verhagenii, 363 nucleotides long. RefSeq lists its product as uncharacterized. Bases 1 to 363 code for a protein of 120 amino acids. The transcript is spliced from 2 exons. Lineage: Eukaryota; Fungi; Ascomycota; Eurotiomycetes; Eurotiales; Aspergillaceae. The record is from RefSeq and is a predicted model, not a curated record.